UCAUCACUCCAGAGUAUAGAGUCCCAGUAGCCUUCGUCCUUUUCAGCAUGUGCCCUGGCGAACUCUAGACGGGCUUUUUUGUGACUGGGCUUUAGGAGAGGCUUCCUUCGGGGACGACACCCAUGCAUGCCAUUCCGCUGCACUGUACGGCAUAUUGUGUCACGUGACACAUUCACUCCAAUUUCAGUCUCUACUUCCUUAGAUACCUGUUGUGCACUUGCAUGCCGAUUUUCCUCAACUUUUCUCAUUCCAAGCCGCUCCUGCCUGGGUGUUAGUUUUCUUGGCCGGCCUGUACGUCUCUGUACUUUGGCUGCAGUUCCAUCUGUCUUGAAUUUUUGGAUCACUUUUGCAACCGUGUUCUUACUGAUAAGUAAGGCUUUACUGAUCUUCUUGUAGCCCUCACCUCUCUUGUGUAAAGCAAUAAUCCGCUUUCUCAGAUCCAGAGACGUUUCCUGGCCAUGAGGUGCCAUUGCUGACAGCAGGAAAUGGGAAAUGGUGGUUUGCUUUAGCCAGCUGGGCUGCCUAGUGACAGGAAUUACCCGCCAAAUGACAAAUUAAGUCUCCUCGUGUGACCGGACCACCACGAAUUUCGAGCCCUGUUGUGAGUGAUGGAGUCUCUCCUGAGAGAACAGUUUGGUUUUAAAGGCGGAGGUGACUCUCUGAGAGAGGAGGUCUGUGGGAUGAUAAGAUGGCCACCGUCUUCUCUGUCUGUGGACAUUAAUCAGUUUGCUGCUGCGUAUCAUGAGAUCAGAGUGCGUCUGUCCAGCCUGGAGCGAGAGAAUAGCAGCAUCAGGAGGAAGCUGAAGAACUAUGAGAUGAAGUUCCCCAUGAUCAGUGUGUGUGAGGACGAGAGAAGUGUGUGCUGCUCCUGUGAAUCUGAGAAGGUCGAACUGAUCCAGACUGAAAACAGCAACCUUCAGCAGAGGAUCAACAACCUCAUGCAGGAGCUCCAGAAGGGUAAAGCUCACGAGCAGCGUCUGGAGGAGGUGAUUAAAGUGUAUGAGAAAAUUCAUCUGGAGAAGAGCAGCAUUCAGAAGGAGCUGGAUAACAUGACGACUCUGGCUGAGCAGCAUGCGGAGAGGAUCAGGAAGCUGGAGACGACGCUCAGUCAGAGAGAGAGCCUCCUGCAGAAGAAGAAAGUGAGAGAAACUUCACAUCAGCGCAAUAAAGAAACUCGUUACCUGCAUCUGUACACCAGCCUGGACACGCCCUACGCGUUAGAGUGUCCCGGGCCGAGCCUGCAGAGUUCACGCAGUCUGGACACACUCACUGACCUGAAGGUCCAACGUCUGGAGGCAGAGCUUGAGGGGGUGUGGCAUGAGGCUAGAGGGGCGUAUCAGCGGGAGGCGGAGCUUAAGGCUGAGCUGCAGCAUCUACAGGAAGAGAUCAGACAGGAGAAAGAACGACAGGAGUUGGAUGUGGAGUGUGAACACUGCAGUGUGGAGUGGAUUAAAAAGGCAGGAGAUGAACAAGUGAACCUGGCGCUGGCCUACACGGAGCUGGUGGAGGAACUGAGUCGAAUCCGCAGCCUCACUGCUGAACAGAACCGAAUACUGGGACAGAACCGCAGCUCCCCGGAUCAGAACAGUCCUGGAUUGAGGCAUGGCCCCGCCUCUCCUCCCUCUGACCCCGCCCCUCCAUCCCCUCACUCGAUGAGGUCGCACUUCCGAGAUCGCCGUAGUUACUCAGACAUGGCCGACCCCUCGGUCUCUCCUCACAUCAUCCACAGUCCCGUUUCCACUCUUCCAAAGCGCAGAACCACAAGCCACGCCCACCUUAGGCCAAUAUCCACUGGGCCCCGCCCAUCCUCUGCCCACGGAGCUCUGGAACUGAGCUUCCAGCUGCCUGACUCCACUCCUGCUCCACUGGCCACACCCCCUCAGUCCUCAGAGGAUGAAGAUGAUGAGUGGGCGGGGCUGAGGAUAAUGACGCCCCCUCACUCACACCCCCGCAGUGAGCAUGCUCAGUCCUGGCCGUCAAUCAAGUUGUGGAUGGAGGAGGAGGAGAGCGACUCUCGGAGUUGUCCUCUCUGUCAGCUCUCGUUCCCCACCAGUUUUCCUGAUGAUGCUCUGAUCACACACAUGGACACUCACCUGGAAAACAGCAAAAUAUAACACACACACACACACACACACACACACACACACACACGUGAUUAAUCUGAUCCUGAUUCUACGCUAUAACACUGUGAAUUCUCCACACGCCGUACGUCUGAUUCCUGAAGCAGGUUUCUCUGUCCCAGUUGUUCUACAGUCGAGGGCUUCAGUGUAAUAAAACCUCAGUCCAGUUCUUCCCCAUAACUUUGUGUUUAAUGUUAGAAAUUCACUACAGUUUAGAUUUUUACCUGUUAAGAGCUUCUCAUUGAUCAGUAAUAGUCCAGAACCGUGUGUCCUGAUUGGCUGAGAGCAGUGAGGAUCAUAACAGCAUCAGAUGAAGUCAAUGAUCUUAUCAUUAUCAAUACACUACAGUAAAACUGGCGUUUACGAUAUCUACACGGAACGGAUCCCACUGCUCUCUCUAACUCAGGCUUCUGUUUACAUCUUUUCUGGACCAGAAAUGAGCCCCCCAAAAGCAGAGGCGCUUAGCUCCACCCAUAUUCUUUCACAGGAAACUCAACAGAGUUGGGCUGUGCGAACAGAACGGCUUCUUAAAGGUGCACUGUGUAGGAUUUAGUGGCAUCUAGUGGUGAGGUGGCAGAUUGCAACCACCUGAAUACCCCUCCCUCCCUCCCUCCCUCCGUCCUUCACCACUCCCUCCCUCCCUCCCUCCCUCCCUUUCCAAGUGUGUAUUAGGUCCAAUGGUGACCGUCAGGUGCAGUAAGUUCUGCCUGCAGAGCCGAGGUUUUCAUCCCAGUGGCAUUGAAAUCAGUAUUUCAAUUGUUCUGGGGAGGUUCCUGAUACAUUUGUGAUAUAAAACUAAAAUAAAAACAACACGAGUGACAGAGGCGGCACGGUGGUGUAGUGGUUAGCGCUGUCGCCUCACAGCAAGAAGGUCCUGGGUUCGAGCCCCGGGGCCGGCGAGGGCCUUUCUGUGUGGAGUUUGCAUGUUCUCCCCGUGUCCGUGUGGGUUUCCUCCGGGUGCUCCGGUUUCCCCCACAGUCCAAAGACAUGCAGGUUAGGUUAACUGGUGACUCUAAAUUGAGCGUAGGUGUGAAUGUGAGUGUGAAUGGUUGUCUGUGUCUAUGUGUCAGCCCUGUGAUGACCUGGCGACUUGUCCAGGGUGAACCCCGCCUUUCGCCCGUAGUCAGCUGGGAUAGGCUCCAGCUCACCUGCGACCCUGUAGAAGGAUAAAGCGGCUACAGAUAAUGAUAUGAGAUGAGACGAGUGACAGAAACACUUUUGAAUCUUUUACGGUUUUCUUCUGAAAACUAAAAGCCUAGUUUGUGGUUGUUAGGUUCGGUAUUUGUCUGGGCUUUGAGUGUUACUCUGAACCUGACCAUCUUAUUUCCAUUAAUACAAUAGCUACAUCCAUCAACACUGUAUGGACUGUACCAUUACAAUUCCAGACAGGGGGAUAUUCCAUACAAGUAAAACCAUUGAUGUGGGGAUGUGUGUGAGGGGGCGGACUCUUAACUGCAACAGCAAUAUAAAUAAGUAUCAGGGCCAAACUUUGAUAUUAAUAUUUAACAAAAUACUCAAUUAAAAGAAAAAGCAAACCUAUGUAUACUGAACACCAUCAGUCUCGUAAAAUGGCUCCUACAUUCUCCGUCUUCCUUUCUUAUUACUUGUCUUCCUUCUGGUGCUGGAUUCAAGCCGCCACCUUUAAAAACAUGCAAUGUGAAAUGUGCUCUCUCGAGCCAGUGUUGGGUUUGUCCAUACUCAGGGCUACUGCAGUGGUGCAACAUGGCGGCGCUGUGAAGUGGACCCGCCCCCUGUCAAGAUAUAAAGGGCUCAUUCUAAGCUUACGAGAACACGAUUCGUAGUUUCAGGUGAUUAUACACUAAUUAAAACAAUUCUGAAUACUACUGUAUAUUCCAUUUCUGCUAAUAGAUCCCACUAAACCCUUCAACAAUCAGUCGAUGCCACAAGGGACAUCGGGCGGCGUCAAUUUCUAUUUCAGUAGCCCUCGGCCUCUCGCCUAUUACAUAGCUGGGGUUACAGUCAGGGGGCGGGUCCUCUGGUAACUGCAAGAGUUUGACUCCUUACUCACAUCUGUAUUGCAGCCUCACCAGAUGGCAGUAGGUACCAGUUUUAUGAUGGUCUUUGGUACGACCCAGCCGCGAUUGGUCGAGAGGCAGACUUGCCAACCCCUAGGCCAACUCACGAUUAAAUCCUUCAUAGUGCACCUUUAAUCUUUUCGUUGCAGUUCUCUUUGCAGCCAGCAGAUCAGGACUUGUAUGGUUUUACAUCACGCUUCAUAGCUUCACCCAGAUAACUGAGCACAUCAUCUCUGUAAUCUACACACUGUCAGGGGAAAUCAACUAAAAUCUGCCACACAAAAUGCAUACAAUAACAGCAGUUCUGUUUAAUGUAUAAGUAUUAUCCAUUAGUUUAUAGCUCUGUGUUUUAUUGUGGUGUUUCAGGUUGUGAUUAGCUUCAUGGACACUGAACAGAUGACACAGCUGUUAUGACUUGGACACAGGAUGAAUAAUUGCACAUUUCUCUGUCCAACUAAAUUUAAAAUACUGAAAUUAUUUGUGAUGUGUUUAAAAAUCCUGCUCCUAGUUGGUUAUUUGGUGCUGUGAUUACUGCUGUGCGAUUCCCAGGAGAGCUCAUCACUUACCUUCUGCUCUGGUGUCACAAGGGGGCGUUGUUAUUGUGAACACAGGUACACUGGGGUUUAACUGAUGUUGAUGGUGGUAUUAGGGUGAAAGCUUUAGGAGCUGAUCUGUUCGAGCAGAGUGUACAUGAGGAGGUGAGAGAUAAAGCCAGGGCUAAAUCCCAUUCCACCACCAUCACCAGGUAGUCCAGAGGCAUUGUGGGUAAUGUAGGAAAUAUACGACCUGAUCAGUUUUAAUUCUAUAUGAUGAUCACAAACAUAAUCAGAAGCCCAACACUGAUAAGGGAGGAGCAAUAACCAGCUUAUGAACACUGUUAUUAACACUGGGGCAUGUCCAAUAUUUACUCAUCAACUCGGGUUGUGUGUAACGUGUGUAAACGUAAGAAUUAAUGUUGAUACUUGCUCAGUGUUUAAUGUAGUAUUUCAUUAUUUUUUAUUAUUGCUAAUGAGGAAUUGCACUCAAUGUGAUCUGAGUUUCAAUAAUAAUAAUAAUAAUAAUAUGUAAUGAAAUAUCAGCCGUACACUUGACUUGAGGAGCUGUACACUAAACUGAAUGUAAAAAGAAAAGCUCAGCAUCAUCAUCCUGUGGUAAAAGUUGUGUUGUGUGUCUCAGAUCUGUUAUCGAACUCAAUAUCAAACCGUUUAAUGUUGUUUGUUUCAUUCAUACCUUUUGCUACGAGUCUGUCUGUAAGUGUAUGUGUUACUGUUGAUGGAUUUAUCUUUAAAAAACAAAAAACUCACUCACAGGAAGGGCUCGUGUUAAACUUCUGACUGUUUAAAGCCUGAAAUGCAAAUAAAUUAAAAAUUUCUGCUUGUACCUCUGUCAUGGAAAAAAAAAAGAAUGCUUCCACUAAUGAUGAUAAUAAAAGCUAAAUUAAAUCUA
Molecule: messenger RNA, 5602 nt
Organism: Neoarius graeffei (lesser salmon catfish)
Lineage: Eukaryota; Metazoa; Chordata; Actinopteri; Siluriformes; Ariidae
Product: TANK-binding kinase 1-binding protein 1-like
Exons: 11
Coding region: 609-2114 (501 amino acids)
Biological process (GO): canonical NF-kappaB signal transduction
Cellular component (GO): cytoplasm
Source: RefSeq, a predicted model, not a curated record